UUAACUUUUACUGAAGUCAGAACAAGCUCGAGCCGUCGGUCGGGGCUUGCACCUUGCUUUUCCCACAGCUUUUGGAAAUCAUGCUUGCAAAGUGUGAAAACAUCCGUGAUGCUGUGAAGUCUCUUAUAGCCGGUUUCUGGAUCACUUUUAGCGUCUGUUCCGUCGGUGUUCACGGCCAAGAGGGUAAUGGCUGUGGUCAUACAGUGCUGGGAACAGAGUCUGGCACUCUGGCUUCUCAGAACUAUCCAGGCACCUACCCGAGUAACACCUGGUGUAAGUGGAGGCUUCGAGUGCCAGAGGGGCGAACGCUGCGACUGCUGUUUGGGGAUUUUGACAUUGAGAGCAGUCCAGGCUGCAGCAAUGGCUCUCUUGUGAUCACAGACAAGAACGGAAAAAGCAGUCUGGGUCCGGUGUGUGGGAAGCUUGAUGCAUCACAGAAGAAUGUGACAUUUAAAAGCAAUGAAGUGACAAUAAGCUUCAAAUCAGGCCCACACCGCUCCGGACGGGGGUUUUUACUGUCUUAUGCCACAGACCAGUAUCCAGACCUCAUUUCUUGUUUACAACGAGGAUCUCAUUUUAGCUCGCAGUAUUUGAGUGUGUACUGCCCUGCUGGGUGUAAGAACGUCACAGGGGAUGUCUGGGGAAACUCUGAACAGGGUUAUAGAGAUACCUCAGUCCUGUGCAAGUCUGCAGUUCAUGCUGGAGUUGCGUCUGAUAGUCUGGGAGGCCGUGUAGCUGUGAAUCGUGGGAGAAGUCUUACACUCUAUGAGCCCACCUUUGCCAAUGGAAUCCUCUCAAAAAUGGGAUCAUUAUCUGAGAAGAAGCUGCUUUUCAGCAAAGAAUGCAACAACAUCCUGAGUGUGUCUGGUUUAAAUGCCUCUUCUUUCUGGGCUAAAAACAGCCAAGAGCACACAAUGUACUGGUCGUCCAGAAACAUGGGUUCCAGCCAUGAAAUCAUACCUUGGACAGCAGGCGGUAAUGAUCCAAACCCGUGGCUGGAGCUGGAGCUGAGUGAUAAAAGAACUAUCACAGGUAUAAUAACAACUGGAUCAGACAUGUACUACAUAGAAUCCUACAUCCUUUUUUUCAGCAAGGACAGAAAAAAUUGGAAGCUGUACAAAGGUGCUCUCAGCAAAGAAAAAAAGGUGUUUCAGGCCUAUACCGAUGGCCACUUCAAGGUUCGCAACAGCCUUUUUCCACCUGUGGUGGCUCGUUUUGUCCGGCUACAGCCACUGAGCUGGCAUGGCCAAGCCUCGGCUCAGGUCCAAGUUUUGGGGUGUCCUGUAGCCAAAGUCACACCAAGGUCACAUGCACUCCCUGAAUAUGCAACUAAAUCUCCAUCCAUCAAAGUUAACAUGGGAACACAACGCCCCGGCCCCACUCCCACCCCCACAGAGGGCCCAGUGUUAGUGGAAACAAAACUGAGCUCCAGUCAGCCAGUGAUAGUGGCAGUGGGAGUGGUCCUGGCGCUGUUGAUGUGCGGAAGUUGUUUGUUGGCAGGAGUCUGGUGGAAGAGAAGGAAAAAGGAAUCACAAAUGAAGUAUACCUUACCCACAAGUUGUCAGACUUUCCAGGCAAAGAGUAUCACCUGCCCACAAUCAGAGCUCAUCUCUUACCCUCUGGAGCGAAAUGUCCAUGAUGCUCUACCUAGCCCUCCUCUUAAUGACUAUGCCGAGCCUGCUAUUGGACAGAAGGUUGGAUCAACAUUCAGACCCUCCUCAGAUGAGGGCUACACCACCCCCUUCACCUUCAGCCAUUACGACACUCCUGGCAACCUACCAGAGUACGCCGAGCCUCUUCCACCAGAGCCUGAGUAUGCCACCCCGUUCAGUGAGCAGCUUUCUGACUCACAUGGACCUCUUAUAUUGGCACCUACCGCUGGUACCAGGACAACAACAUCCAGCCACGCUCAGUAUGACUGCCCCUCACACAGGAUGCUCUCCAAUGGUUACUGCACUCCUGCUCUACAUGCCAGUGGCCCACGACCAGUCAGUGUGGUCUAUGCUGAGCCAAAGUCAUGCGACUCUUUACUACGGAAACACACAUAUGAGGAGCCUUUGUGAACACAACAAGCAAAAAAAAAAGACUCUCCUGAGCUAAAACGUGUGUUGGGACCAGAGGACCACUUGAUCUCAAGCGGACACUAAGAUGGACAGUGUUGUCCAGAGUGUACUAAUGCUGACAGAGCUGAACGUCCAAUGAGUGAUGUACCCAAAGCUGAGAAGUCACUUUGGACCACUAUGCAUAUAUGAGGGUACACUCACCUCACAGUACACAGUGAUCUGAGAGCCAUAUGGAUGCAAAUAUUUCCUUCCAGGAAGUAUGUGUGGAAAUAUUCUGUGAUGCACAAAGAAAAAAUGCAGGUUCAGUCAUUUCUCAGAGAUCCUGUUUAUUGAUGAAAUGUUUAAUCACAAGCUGCACUUUGAGAAAACGCAUACAUGUAUGUUUAUUUAACAGGUUGAUGCAAAAAAAAAAAGUGGAUUGAAUAUGUUACUUGUCCUGACAAAACACUGUAUUCACAAUGUAAACUCUGAACAUGUUAAAGACAUUUAAGAAGCACUAUAAAUGGUACACUGUAACAAUGUGGUUAAGAUUGUUGCUAUGAUUCAGAGUAACCACUAGAUGGCUCUCUUGAGCUUUAAACGUCUAACAAAAAA
Messenger RNA from Larimichthys crocea (large yellow croaker), 2657 nucleotides. RefSeq names its product discoidin, CUB and LCCL domain-containing protein 1. The transcript is spliced from 15 exons. The record is from RefSeq and is a predicted model, not a curated record. Gene Ontology annotation, cellular component: plasma membrane. Gene Ontology annotation, molecular function: signaling receptor activity. NCBI's taxonomy places the organism in Eukaryota, Metazoa, Chordata, Actinopteri, Sciaenidae. The coding region runs from base 81 to 2063 and encodes 660 amino acids.